GAUAAAUCGUGCUGCUGGAAGAUUCUACCUCACCCUUCUCUGAAACAGAAUCUGGCACGCGCCCUCCACACUCCACAUCUUCUCUUUAUUUUUUUUUAUCUCAAGUUAAAUAUUUUUGGUUUCCACAGUGUCUACCAUAAACAAAUCUCGAUAAUUUACAGCGGAUAUCGAAUUAUCGAAGCUGGUUUUGAUUGUUCUGGAGCCGUCAGUCCCCACAGCAGCUUUACGACGGGAAAUCUUCGUAACCCACUCGAUUUUGUUAUGAUUUGCAGGCACUAGACUUCAGUUAAUGAUGAUUGGAGCUGUGUCAGUGUGCUCUAUAACCGAACAGACAGCACUCCUUAAUCAUGCUAAAUUCCCUGAUUGCACGUCAAUAGUAUUAUAUGGGAACUCCACCUUUCUUCCUUGUAAAUUUGGGCCCAAAGUUCCUUGUCGUAAAGAUCAUAUAUUGCUUUCUCAAGGCUGGGGUCAGAAACUCACCCCAAAAAUUGUUGCAUAUGGCAUGCCACCUGAACAGGACGAUGCUCAAAGACGGAGCUCUCCUCAUUUUACUGAUGAUGAAGUGUUUAUUUGUCCUGAUGAUGAUGAGUGUUUUGAGGAGCAAAGAAAAGAAACAGCUGCCUCCCUGGUGCAAUCAAGUACUGAGCUUCAAGCAACUGUGGCAAAAUUGGGAAACCAAGAGAAUCUUCUUGAUAAGCUGAAGGCAGUUCAAUUGCACAUUCUUGCAAUGGAACAAUGGAACGCAUCAAGGAUUAAAACUUGUCACAGGAAUUACUCUGCAAGCGCGACAAACCUAUUGCAUUAUUUGGCCCUAAAAUGCCUAGAUAUAGAACAGAUCAAAGAAGAGCUUUCUUCUAUUGGGCUUUUGACUUUAGAGACUGUAAAUCCGCAUGUUCUUUCCAGUCUUUCAGCAUGUAUUCAAAUGCUAAUUGGCUCAAGAUCAGAUUCCCUUCUCAGCCAAACAUGUUCCAGUGAAGGGCUUCCUGUUCUUAAAAAAUUGGGCGAUGAAAAAUUGGAUUUAGGAAUGACUUCAAUGAUAAAAAAGGUAACUUCUAAUAGGGAUCUACUUCUGGGCACACUUCAAGGCCAGAAAAUGGCUCAUAUCAUGGUAACAGUUGGCCAAGAGGUAGUGGAGAACGAUACACAUAUAACUGAUCUGAUCAAUUCAGGGGCCACCACUUUUCGUAUCAACUGUGCACAUGGAAAUCCAGAAUUAUGGAGCAAGAUAAUCAGAUUGGUGAAGAGGUGCUCUCAGCUUCUGGAGAAACCUUGUCGGAUUCUAAUGGACUUGGCUGGACCAAAGCUUCGAACUGGAAGACUGAAACAUGGUCCGUGUGUGGUGAAAAUCUCCCCUAAAAGAAAUGCGUUUGGAACGGUGGUACGCCCAUCCAAAGUUUGGCUAACCCCACAAGGAGCUGGACCACCACCACCUCACCUAUCCCCUGAUGUUAUUUUGUAUGUGGAUGGCCAAGAAUUUCUCAAUAAGCUGGAGGUAGAUAGUUGUGUGAGAUUCUCUGAUACCCGUGGAAAGCGGAGAACUCUGACGAUUUUAAGCAAGUAUCCUGUUUUUUCUGGUGUUGGAUUCAUGGCUGAAUGCAGCAAGACUGCAUAUAUCGAAUCUGGGACAUCAUUGUAUAUUAAGGAGAAGGGCCGGAAAUCUUCAGUUGGUUUUGUGGUUGAUGUCCCCCCUGUAGAGCAAUUUGUUAGACUCAGAGUUGGUGAUUUGCUGAUAAUAUCUCGAGAUAGUUCAGAUGAACAGGAUACAUCACCUAGUUCAGCUAAUGGCACCCAUAAGAUAACUUGCCCAUCUGGCUAUUUGUUUGAUUCAGUCAAACCUGGAGAACCCAUUUCCUUCGAUGAUGGUAAGAUAUGGGGGAUUAUAAAAGGAACUAGCAUUUCAGAAAUUGUGGUGACGAUCACACAUGCUGGUCUUAAAGGUACUAAACUGAGCUCAGAAAAAUCCAUAAACAUUCCCGAGAGUGAUAUUCGGUAUGAAGGUCUCACCUCAAAAGACCUUAGGGAUCUCGACUUUGUAGCUGCACAUGCUGACAUGGUGGGGAUUUCAUUUGUCCGAGAUGUUCAUGAUAUUGUCGUCUUGCACCAAGAGCUUGCAAAGAGAAAAUGUUCAAAGUUGGGGAUUGUAUUGAAGAUUGAAACUAAAGGUGGAUUCGAGAAAUUGCCGCUUUUAGUACUGGAGGCCAUGAAAUCACCAAACCCCUUAGGGGUGAUGAUUGCUCGAGGAGAUCUUGCAGUGGAAUGCGGGUGGGAGAAGCUUGCAGAUAUACAGGAAGAGAUUAUUUCUAUCUGCAGUGCUGCACAUGUACCAGUCAUUUUGGCAACACAGGUUCUGGAGUCACUUGUCAAGACUGGGGUGCCUAGCAGAGCAGAAAUUACAGAUGCAGCCAAUGGAAGGAGGGCAAGCUGUGUGAUGUUGAACAAAGGGAAGCAUGUCGUGAAAGCUGUGUCUACUCUUGAUACCAUUGUUAAUAGCCAAUACACAAGGGCAAAAGCGGAGCUGAAGCCUCUCAUGUUAUCCUCCCCAGUAAACUAGGUGAUGGAAGUUUAUUGAAUAUGUUCAAGUUAGUUUCCUUAAUGAGCAUCCGAUUGUAUCUGUACAGCGAGUGUCUGCGGAUGCUUAUUGCUCAAUAUAUUAUAGCACUUGUUUCAACGGCCUCUAUACCUUUAAAAC
Messenger RNA from Sesamum indicum (sesame), 2689 nucleotides. Lineage: Eukaryota; Viridiplantae; Streptophyta; Magnoliopsida; Lamiales; Pedaliaceae. The record is from RefSeq and is a predicted model, not a curated record.